AUGGCCAAAGAAAAGACCGCAAAGAGAAGCACAGGAGCGAAGAAACUCUCUCCAUAUAACAAGUACAUGAAAACUGAACUCGUCAAAGUCAAGACCGAGAAUCCCGAAUUAAAUCACAAGGAGGCCUUCAAAAUUGUGGCCCAACGUUGGAAAGACUCGGCCGAGAAUCCUAAAAAUCAAUCCGACAAUGCCAAAAGCCAAGCCAAGGAGAAAUAA
Acaulospora colombiana is the source of this 216-nucleotide messenger RNA. The record is from the annotation of a GenBank genome assembly. NCBI's taxonomy places the organism in Eukaryota, Fungi, Glomeromycota, Glomeromycetes, Diversisporales, Acaulosporaceae.